AUGCCCAAGCGCUCGGCCGCUGACGCCCACCUGGCGGCGGUGGUGCCUGGACCCAAGGUGGACGGCGCAAUGAAGAGCCGCAGCGGGCGCACCGUCAAGCCCAAGGUGUGGGACGACGGCACGCUGGCCGCCCCGCUGGCCGGCCUCAGGGACGACGCUGGGGAGCCGUCGCCCGGCGGCGAGCGCGGCGGCCCCGCCUCGGACGCCGCCGACCCCGACUUCAGCCUGCUCGCGGAGCAGGCGGCGCACGCGCACAGCGACAGCGCAGGCCGCGGCAGCACGGGCGCCCGCGGCAGCGGCGGCGUGCCCUCCCAGCAGGACCUGCAGCAGCAGCAGCAGCAGCACCACCAGCACCACGAGGGCGACCACGAGGAGGAGGUGGACGGCUACUCAGAUGACAGCCCCCGCGUCUCGCUGGACGGCUCCCAGGGCGGCGGCUCCACCGGCCGCGCCCGCUCGGGCUCGGUGGGGCGCGACGAGCACGGCAAGUUCACGAGCGGGCCUCGGCCGCGGGGCAGCCGCGGCGGCACGCGCGGCGCGCGCAGCGAGGGCGGCGGCGGCAUCUUCAAGAUGGCCGCGGUGGAGGUGCUGCGCCUGGAGAAGCGCCUCAUGUCCACAGGCGAGAUUGCUCGCGUGGCGCUCAAGCGCGGCCUCAUCAAGUGCACCGGCAAGACGCCCGAGGCCACCAUGGCCUCCGCACUCUACACCGACAUCAAGCGCAAGGAGGGGCAGUCCAUCUUCAUCCGCCCCCACGAGGGCCUGUUUGGGCUGCGCGAGUGGAUCGAGCAGGGGGUGGCCUUCCAGGACGAGUUUGCUGAGGAGAUGGCCAAGCGGGCGCGCGCCGCCUUUGGCGCCUUUGUGGGCAUGCCGGGCAUGCCGCCGCUCGUGCCCCCCAUGGUGGACAGCGAGGGCGUGCCCAUCUCCGCGCCCUACCCGCCUAUGAUGCCCUUCCCAGGCAUGCCGGGCAUGCCGGGCAUGGCGCUGCCCAUGCCGCUCGUGCCGGGCGUGGCGCCGCCGGCGGCCGCCGCGGCCGCCGCCGCCGCCGCGGCCGCCGCCGGCGACGACUCCCCCGACGGCCUCAUGGAGCUGCUGUCUGCGGCGGAGGAGCUGCACAAGUCUUCGUCCAAGGAUGCGCAGGAUGGCGAUGUGAAGUACGAGGCAGAUGGCACCCCGAUCCCAGCGGCCGCGCCAAAGCGCGCGGCCACGCCCGCCGCCGUCGAGGCGCCCGGCGGGUCGCAGCCUGCCAUGCAGGCGCCCGAGGCAGCCAGUGCCGCACCCAUGGAUGUGGAGCGGCCUGCCGGCAGCGAGGGCCAGCAGGCGGUGGCGGCGGCGGCGGCGGCAGGGGCGGCGCCGCCUCCGGGCGAGGGCUCGGAGCAGGCGACGGCGGUGCCCGCGGGCGACGGCUCCGCCAUCCACAGCCACAGCCACAGCCAGAGCCAGAGCCAGGCGGAGCGCAGUGCAGCGGAUGUGCAGGCGCGGGCAGAGGAGGAGGAGGAGGAGGAGGAGGAGGAUGAAGACGAUGCCGCCGCCAUGCUGGCAGCGGUGGCAGAGGCGGCGGCAGGCGCGCCCUCCUCGCGCCCCUCCCCCGAGGCUGAGCUGGCGGCGGCCGCAGCUCUGCGUCACGCCUUCCCCGGCUUCCCUCCCGCGGAGGGCGGCGCGCCGUUCGGCGGCAUGCAGUACCCUCCCUACGGCUACCCUCCCUACGGGUACUACCCUCCCUACAUGUACGGUCCUGCAGCCGCCGCGGCAGGCCUGCCCCCGCUGCCCAAGCAGCAGCAGCGCAAGGGCGGCGGCGUGGUGGCCGCCGCGUUUGCCGAGGCCGACGCCGCCGCGGCCGACGCCGCCGCCGAGCUGGCCGCGGCCGGCAGCAGCGGCAGCGGCAGCCUGGACCUCACGGUGCGCGGCAGCAGCCGGCCGUUUGCGGCGCUGGCCGCGGCCGGCGGCGGCGGCGGCGGCGGCGGCCGCGCCGGCUCAGCGGCGGCGCUGGCGGCUGCCAUGGAGGCGGGAGGGCAGGAGCAGGUCAACAUCCUUAACCUGCCGCUGCCCGAGGUGGAGCCUCAGGGCGCCGCGGGGCCGCCCGCCGCGCCGCCCACGGCUGCCGAGCUGGAGCCUGCGCGGCUCAAGGAGGCGGAGGCUCAAGUGAUGCGGCUGGAGAAGGAGCUGGGCACCAGCCACCCAGAGGUGGGCAAGGCCUACCUCUCCCUCUCCCGCCUCUACCUGGCGGGCUGCGAGGAGAGCAGCAGCAAGCAGCUGGCGGUGGCGGCGCUGAGCCGGUCCUGGGAGAUACUCAACGUGUGCCAGCUGGCGCUCAAGCGGCAGCCCACCUGCGGCUCCUCCUUCACAUACCUCAUGGACAAGAUUCGGUCGGCGGAGCUGCAGAGACCGGCGGCGGCGGCGGCGGCGGCGGCGGCCGGCGGCACGCCCGCCGCCGCGCCGCAGGCGCCGCCGCAUGCGGCCGCGGCGCCCGAGCAGCAGCGGCCGGUGGGGGAGCCAGCGGCCCACGGCGACGCAGCGCACGUGGCCUUGCACCACAGCCCCGCGGCGGCCGCGCCGCCUGCUGCCGCGCUCGCCGCCACGGCGGCGGCGCACUGA
Messenger RNA from Chlorella variabilis, 2592 nucleotides. RefSeq lists its product as hypothetical. The coding region runs from base 1 to 2592 and encodes 863 amino acids. The transcript is spliced from 10 exons. The record is from RefSeq and is a predicted model, not a curated record. Gene Ontology annotation, biological process: regulation of DNA-templated transcription. NCBI's taxonomy places the organism in Eukaryota, Viridiplantae, Chlorophyta, Trebouxiophyceae, Chlorellales, Chlorellaceae.